UCUCACUAAGUUCAGCAAUGUUUGCUGAAACUCAGCUGUGUGCCUGAAGCAAAACAAGGGAAAAAGUCUUUUAGAAUGACUGUUUUCACAUGACCAGGAAUUUAAACAAAGUCAUGUUUUUGCGCAGCUGUGGUUUAACCAUGAAUAAGAUAUAUUUUAUAAAUACAUAUUUUCCCAAUGAUGUUUCAAUUGUCUGCCAAAUGUUUUAACAUUUUUAAAUCUUCUGAUUUGUAGAAAACUGAGUGUCUGGCAGAAUGCCAAAUAAAGAAGGGUUCACUGAGUCUUUUGAAGAAGAGGUGGGAGUCUUGUGAUCCAAUUGCAUCGUUCUCAAGGAAUGUUCUCAGAAGCAAGUCGUUUGAGUCUUUACUUCAGCCUCUUUCUAGUGCAUUGAAGUUCCUGUUGAGCGAGUUGUUUUUGAUAUAAGGUUUUUAGACAGGUACUGAAGAGUAUUUUACAUCAGCCUUUCGACAGCAGUCUAAAGUCACCAGUCAGUCAAUGCCUUCAUCCCCAGAAUAUCAGUGAGUGUAAUACGAGUACUAGAGCUGGAAUUUCUGCGGUAACUUUACUGAAGACAUCCUGUGUUCUGACACAACAGCUUACUUGCUGAAAAUAUUAUUUGUACAAGAAUGGAAAGUGAUCUAGAAACCAGAAUGAUGGUGAGUGAAACACAGAAAAAUGACAUUUUAGCUUCACCUAUAAACAUACAAGAAACAGAAUCAGCCCAAAAUGAAGUUGUUAAGGAAGACCUACAAGCUGCUCGAAGGAUUGAGAGAUUUUCUAUCCCACUGGAUGACUUAAAAAUGCUGUUUGAGAAGACAGGCACUCCAAGGAAUUGCAAGAAGGAAUUGAGAGGUGGAGGUUCACCCUUUCUGCCAUCAAAGCAACAGCUUGGAAAUCUUCCAGAUUGUAGAGUUAGUGGAGACCUGGAGAAAACAAUGGAUGGCAAGGAAACAGGCAACAGUAAGGCUGCUGUCACAUCUGAUGAGCCUAGCCAGGCUGACAGUGUGCCUCUCGAUAUCCAGGAGACUGUUUCACUUAAGGAGAGAUUGGCAAUGUAUCAAGCAGCUGUUUCCAAGAAGGACAGCAGCUGCCCUUCAGUUGCCGGUCCAGAAGAGGAAGCGCGAGCUCUGCCUGGCGGUCUAGCAAGCGUGAAGAAACAAUUUGAAUCACAAGGGAUUGCCUCUUCACACAGUGCUGCUGCUCACUACCACUACCAGCAGCGAUCUGUGCAGGAUGUAACAACCACCAAUGAAAUUACAGUGAACAGCAGCACCAGAAAAACAGAACAGGGAGAUGACCCACUGCAAGCCAAUGAACACUUAUCUUAUCAAACAGAAACGGUCUCUGUUAUUGAGCAGAAUACUCAGCAAUCAAGUGUGGUGGAAAAUUUUGAAAAUCACUUCAAUGUAGAUGGAAUCUCUGAAGAUGAGAUGCCCAAAGUCUCCACUCGAAUGUUAAAGCAGCAGUUUGAAAAAUCAGCCCAGCCCACCCAAAUGGCAACAAACACCACCAAACAGAUUAAGGCAGAACAUAACUUCCAAGAUAUGGAGUGGCCUCAAGUUGUUUCCACUUCCAACAUUUCUACAACAGUGGGCAAGAUUACCGAAGUUGCAACAUUAAGAGAAAUAGACAGUGCAGCUGCUUCAUUUUCCGUCAGCUCCAGUAACCGCGGGAGUAUGGAAGAAUUCCCCCCUCCUCCACCAGAUUUACUAAAUACACCACCUGAAAUAAAUUCGUCACAAUCUCCCGAACCAUCUCCUUUUUCAAGAAAACAAGUCAUUCCCAAGGACUUGUAUACAAAACAAAGAAACCUGUAUGAGCUUAAACGUUUAUAUAAACAUAUUAAUCCAGAGAUGAGAAGGAACCUGGAAAAGGAAUUUAUUCAGGAGAUCAGUGAGAUUGUAACAAAUGAAACUAAAGAUAAUGAUGUAGUGGGAGAUGUGCAGCAGGCUCGAUACGUUUUCGAACACACUGGUCUCAGCCCUCAGAAAUGCAUGAGCCCAGAAAGAGAGUAUUUAGAAUGGGAUGAGAUCCUUAAAGGAGAGGUGCAAUCCAUGCGCUGGAUGUUUGAGACUCAACCCUUAGAUUCUAUCAAGGAUGAAUCCCCUAAUGAAAGCAGUGGAAAAUGGAUUUCACAGCAAGAAAUGAUAGCAGGAGGUGAUGUGAAGUACACAACAUGGAUGUUUGAGACACAACCUAUUGAUGCACUUGGUGUAAGUCCUCUUGAAUCUGCAGAACGCACUGGCAAGAUUCCUGAAUUAGCCAGAGGAGAUGUCCGCACUGCCACUUGGUUGUUUGAAACGCAGCCGCUGGAUUCAAUGAAUAAGAUGUACCAGGAAAGUGACCAGACCACAGAGACUUCUGUCACUAAAGAUAUCACCGCUGGUGAUGUCAAAACCGCAAGGUAUUUAUUUGAAACUCAGUCUCUUGACACACUUGGGCACUUGGAUUCAGUAGAUGAAAUGAACUUCCUGCAGUUAAAAACUGAAGUUGAAGAAAUAAAAGGAAAUGUGAAGAAAACAUCAAAGUUGUUUGAAACAUUGCCCCUCCAUGUUAUUAGGGACCAGUCUGGUCAUGUGCUGGAAAUCAAAACUGUUAAAAGAGAGGAGAUUGAGAGAGGAGAUGUCAGGACUGCUCGCUGGCUGUUUGAAACAAAACCUUUAGACAUGAUUAAUAAAGAUGUUUCAAGCAUAAAGGUUGUAUGUGGGAUCUCCAGGGAGGAAGUUAAUCAAGGAGGAGUGAGCAGGGCUAAAUGGCUCUUUGAAAUGCAGCCAUUGGACAGCAUCAAAGAGGAGAUAGAACCAGAUUCUUCUAUCAAAUAUAAAGAAGAAAUUCUUGGUGCUGAUGUUAGCAAACAAUGCUGGAUGUUUGAAACCCAACCAUUUGACUCACUAAAAGACAAUGAUAACGCAAGGCCUGUAGAAAUGGAAGAGAUAAUAGGAGGUAAUGUACGUUCAACAAAACAUUUGUUUGAGACUGUUCCUAUGGAUGCUUUAAAGGACAGCCCAGACAUAGAACACCUUAAAAGUACAAUUGCUUCUGAAGAAGAAAAAGGGAACGUGAGACAUCAGACUUGGGUUUUUGAGACCCAACCACUUGAGAUGAUUGGGGAAGAGAAAGAAAAAUGUACAAAAUUAAUUCACCUAGAAGAGAUCAAAAAAGGUGAUGUGAGCAAUUAUAGACAGGUGUUUGAAACAAUGAAUUUAAGUCAUGUUGAUGAAUCUAAAAAAAUUCAAGUGGAUGGUGUAAUCAGUGGUGCUGUACGGUCUAAUCGAACUUUAUUUGAAACAACUCCUCUGUAUGCCAUACAAGAUAGUGCUGGACACUAUCAUGAAGUUAAAACUGUGAGGAGAGAAGAAAUUGUGAGGGGUGAUGUUCGAACAUGCAGAUGGAUGUUUGAGACGACUCCUAUUGAUCAAUUUGAUGAAAGUAUUCAAAAGUUUCAAAUUAUCAAGGGGAUAUCUAAAGAAGAAGUACAAUCUGGUGAUGUGAAAACAGCUAAGUGGCUCUUUGAAACACAACCACUUGAUGCCAUCAAAUAUUUCAGCAACAUAGAAGGUGAAGAAAUUGUUACAAAACAGCUUGAUGACAUCAAAGGAGAUGUACAAACCUGCCGAUGGCUGUUUGAGACACAGCCAAUGGAUGCUCUCUAUGAAAAGGUAGAAGUUAAAAAUGAAGUAAAUGAGAUCCAGAAAGGUGACGUAAAAACUUGUACGUGGUUAUUUGAAACACAGCCUUUAGAUGCAAUAAAAGAUCAUUCAGAAACAAUUAUCACAAUGCGAACCAUUCAGCAGGAAGAGAUACAGGGAAGUGAUGUUCGAUUAGCCCGGUUUCUGUUUGAGACUGAACCUCUGGGAAACAUACAAGGGGAAAAGAAGGAAGAGUUUAGACAAAUAACUGAAAUAGAUAUUCAAUCAGGGGAUGUAUCUCGUAAGAAAUGGAUCUUUGAAAAUAAGUCUCUUGAUUUGAUUAACUCCAGUUCAGAAGAAACUUUAAAGAAAAUUAGAUCUAUGACAGCAGAAGAUAUUCAGAAGGGUAAUGUCAUUAAUUGUACUUGGCUUUUUGAAAAUCAUCCAAUAGAUACCAUAAGAGAAAUAUCUGAAGAAAAAGAAAGUCUUCGCACAGUCACAGACGUUCAGGGUGGGGAUGUUGGUAAAGGACGUUUCAUUUUUGAGACCUUUUCACUGGAUCAGAUUAAAGAAGAAUCAUCAGAAACUACAGAUUUCAAGAAAUUUAGUAUGGAUGAAAUAGAAAAAGGAGAUGUCAAAAACUACACUAUGUUGUUUGAAACCCAGCCACUAUACGCCAUCAAAGACAAGGAAGGAUGUUAUCAUGAAGUGACGACUGUUCGGAAAGAGGAAGUGAUCAGUGGGGAUGUGCGGGGUACCAGGUGGUUGUUUGAAACUAAGCCUUUAGACUCAAUUAAAGAAAAUGAUGAAGUAUAUAUCAUUAAAGCUGUGACACAAGAGGAUAUUAAAAAAGGUGAUGUUACUUCUGCACGUUGGAGAUUUGAAACACAGCCACUGGACAAAAUUGCAGAUCACGAGAAAGUAAUCCCUAAAACAAUCUGUGAUGUGCAAGGUGGUGAUGUGAGAUCAAGUACCCAGCUAUUUGAAUCCGAUUCCCAUCAAAAAUAUGUUAGAACAGUAAGUGUCAGUGAAAUUCAACAUGGUAAUGUUAGGACAGCCACCUGGCUUUUUGAAACUCAUACCAUUGACGAAAUAAAAGGAGAAGAUUCAGAAUAUAAGAAGAUUGAGACAGUUGGGCGAGAAGAUGUACAAAAAGGAGAAGUAAAACAGGCCAUUUGGCUUUUUGAAAAGCAACCACUGGACAGCAUACAGGAAGUUAAUGAAACAUCUACAAAAAUAAUUCAAGAAGAUAUUCCACAAGUAGAUGUUAAAACUACAACCUGGCUUUUUGAAACUACACCUCUGCACCAAUUCAAUGAAAGUCCAGCAGAAAGGCCAGAAAUAAUAGGGAAAAAUAUUGAGGAAACCCUUAAGUCACUUUAUGAUUGCAAAAUUCUUCAAUCCCAAGGAAUCCUUAUUGAAGCAAAUGAGGUUGGAAAUGUCAAAAUGGCUAAGUAUCAACUUAUGAAUCAAACCUCCCCAGAGAUACAAAAAGAACAGAUCGUCAGAGGAGAUCUCCAAAAUAUCAUGAUGAAAUUACUAUCCAAGAAAGAGACUCCAACGAAGGGAAUUACUGUUGACGAUGAUGAAAAAGGCAACAUCCAUUUAACUACAGCACAGCUUUUGAAGAGAACAACAGACAUUAAUGUAAAUAAAGAGGAAAUAAUUGGUUGUAAUAUUCAGCAAGUAAUCAACAAUCUUUUAAAUCAUGACACCAGUGCAAAGAAGGGAAUUCUAAUUCAAGAGAGUGAAAAAGGGGACAUUAGAAUGACAGUUUAUUCUCUUCUCAACAGGCCAGAUCAUACUAAAGUCUACCAAGAUGAAGUCAUUAAAGGGGAUGUACAAGGGGCAAUUGAUAAGCUUAUAACCACAUCUCAGAGCAGUGGAUUUUCACAGAAAGUUAAAGUAAAUGACACAGAAAAAGGAAAUGUUCAGUUUUAUACAACAUGCAUUGAAUCAGGUGCAUUAGACUACCUUAAACUCCUUCAGCAGGAGACUGAUGAAAGUGCUGUAAUUCAACAGGAGCCCAACGAAAUAAUACAUGGUGAUGUUGAAGCUGCCAAACAAAUGCUUCAGGCGCAGCAAAUGCAAAUUGAACGUACAGUUGCAGAGUCUGAAAUUUUGUCUGGAGAUGUCCAAAGUGCAAUGUUGGCUUUUACCGCAGAAAAGCAAAGUACAUCUGCCAACGUAGAAAAAGAAGAAAUUAUACCUGGAAAUUUAAAGGCAGCUUUGGAUUCUCUCAAUCAGGCCAUAAAUCAACCUGUACUUGUAGAAAAGGAACCGAUUGUACGAGGCAAUUUAUCUGCAACUCUCAAAUCUCUUGAAGAAGCAAAAUGUCAGAAAAAAUACAUUGAAAAGUUUGAUGUUAUCCCAGGGGAGAUUAAAAGCACCCCAGAUCCAUUAGAAAAGUCAUUAAUUAGUAGAGUUAAAGAGGAUGAGGAAGGUGUGGUGUGCAACGACCUCCAGAAUGUUUCAAAAUGUUUGGAAGAGGCUCAAAGCAAAAUGAAGCACGUUGAAAAAGAAGUCAUAAUGAAAGGUGACUUUCAAACCAGAAUGGCAAAUGUAAUGGAAGCAAGUUCUGAAAAGGUGGCAUUCCCACAUCAGGUGAGCAAUAAAGGAACUGUGAAAGUAAACCAAAAACUACCAGACCCCCCACAACAACUUCAUGCCAGUACACCAGCAGAUGGUCAAGAUACCACUGCAGUCCGCCAAGAAGGCCAGAAAAAGAUAUAUGUAGCAAAAAGUAUUGAUAAAGAAGAUGCACAGGCCUGCAUAAAAUCACACUUAGCAGCUCAAGAGCAAAAUAACAUGAAUAUUACUAAGCACAUUAACACAGAAAUACAGGCAAAACAGAACAUCAAUCAACCUGUGAGUACUCAAGAUGUUAGUAUGGGAGUAGAUAAGUCAGUGAAAAGUUACACAAGAGAGAAAAUUCAAACUGUUUUACCACCUGAUAAGCAACAUCAAAAUGAAGUUGUUAGGAAAGGCAGGAAAACAAUCUCAGACGUGCACACAGCCACAAAUACUUCUGAAUAUGUUGGUUCUCAAAAUGUACAAGUGACCAGAAUCAAAUCUACAGUUGAUAGUAAAGAACUGUUUCGUUCAGUUGACAGACAAACACCUAAGCAGUUUGUUCCAGUUUCAACAGAUGUUCAGAGAACCUUCCAGUCGCCAAAAAUUUCUGAAUUUAUUGACAUGUCAAAUACUGAGAUUUGUGCAGGAUCUGAUAUCGCCACUGGACAAGUGGUGAGCUCUCAAAUCAAUCAGAGCACUAAUAAUAUUCAGCAAAUUGCACAGACAACCUAUCCAAAAAUUCAGACUUUGCCAUCUCAGUCAAUCACAGAAAAUGAUGUAAAAGCUAAACAUGCAAUUAAAAACAUCAAGGAGUUGCAUAAAACUGACAACCUUAGACAGGGAGUAAAUAAAGGACUUGUACCUAUGAUCAAAUCUGGGACAUCUUUAUUAGAAAAAUCAAGAGUGUCUACAGAUGGCAUGAGCAGUAAAACUGAAAACACUAGAAGGGAAGGAUUAAGCCAUGUGAAAAAGAGAAAAAAGACCAUGCCGGAAGUUCAAUUUUCAGCUCAAACGUAUUCUUGUGCUGAACCAUCUCUUCCUCCCCCUCCUCCUCCACCUGUAGAAGACGAUGGUCAAAUGUUUCCUCUCCCACCACCUCCUGUAGUCCAAAUAAAGCCUGAGAUGUAUGAAACAGAACUUCCUCCUUCUCCUCUCCCUCCUCCACCUCCUCCCCCUGUUACUCCCACUAUAACUCUUGCCCAGGAAAAGUUGAUCGCAGGACGCCUUCCUCCAUCACCUUUACAAUCUGAGUUGAAUUUACUAUCACCACCACCCUCUUGCCCUCAAUCCCCUUCACAACAAAGAAGACUUGUUAACAAAGCAUCAAAGUUGGAGUCCACAUCAAAAAUGCCACAUCAAACAUGUCUCAAACCAUAUGAGCAAAUCAAGAAGAAAGCACCACCCAUUUCAAAUUCAAAUGCAAUUACAACAGAGGAAUCUACAUCAUCAAAGCUGGAUACUCAACAGCAGAGCCAGGAAUUCACACAUGAAAAAUCCAUUCAGCAUUCAUCGAGUUCACAGACUGUACAAUCUCCGUUCCCUCAGACAGCAGUAAGGCCUGUUCAAAAAUCGUCCCAGCCAAGGGGAGGAAAAUCUCCUUCUGCUAUCAAAAGAGUUUAUGUGCCACCAGCUCCUUCAUCUAAAACAGAAGUUGUAAAACCACAAUCUAAACCGUUUGUCAGGAAAUUUAAAACUCCUUUGAUGAUAGCUGAAGAAAAGUACAGAAAAGAGAGAGAAGAAAUGGAAAAAAAUAAAGCAGCAAAAAUGGCUUGGCCUGUAAAUACUGGAAAGGUAGUAACAGAAGAAUCAAAGUUCCCAGCAAGGGUUGGAUCCGAAAAUGUGAAGCCUUCAGUUUUGUCAACUGCAGCUGCUGAUCAUCAUCUGAAUUCCUCUGUUGUUCAGUUAAUGGAAACAGUAAACACGCCUACUGCUGAGAGACAUGCCCCUCAACCAAAACCAGCAGGUCCCACUGCUGAGAGACAUGAUUCUCAACCAAAACCAGCAGGUCCCACUGCUGAGGGACAUCCCCCUCAUCCAAAACCAACAGGUCCCACUGCUGAGAGACAUCCCCCUCAUCCAAAACCAGCUGAUCUCACUGCUGAAAGACAUGACUCUCAACCAAAACCAGCAGGUCCCACUGCUGAAGGAUAUCCCCCUCAUCCAAAACCAGGAGGUCCCACUGCUGAGGGACAUCCCAUUCAUCCUAAACCAGGAGGUCCCACUGCUGAAGGAUAUCCCCCUCAUCCAAAACCUGCAGGUCCCACUGCUGAGGGACAUCCCGUUCAUCCAAAACCAAGAGGUCCCACUGCUGAGGGACAUCCCAUUCAUCCUAAACCAGGAGGUUCUACUGCUGAGAGAUAUCCCAUUCAUUCAAAACCAGGAGGUCCCAUUGCUGAAGGAUAUCCCCCUCAUCCAAAACCAGCAGGUCCCACUGCUGAGGGACAUCCCAUUCAUCCUAAACCAGGAGGUUUUACAGCUGAGGGAUAUCCCCCUCAUCCAAAAUUAACAAUGCCUCCUGCUGCGGAUGGGAUAUCCUCAAAAACAGUGACCUCUGCUUCUUCCUCCCAGUCAGCAGUGUUGUCUGCUUCAGAGCAGUUACAUCGUAUCUUAAACAAUUCUGCAGAUGUAAUGAUUAAUAAGGAAGCAAUGUUAAAUGCUCUUAAAGAUUCAGUGAAAGAUAUUGGCUUGGAAAAUAUUAAACAACACAAGGCGGUGCACAAAAAGGCACAAGUACAAUCUGGUAAUCUAAAAUCUCAGUCAAUAUCUGUGCCAAAAUUUAAGGUUAAAACUAUUCAGCUCCCCAAAGAUGUUCAAAAAAUGCAGGAAAAGAGAUUUCAACAAAUACAAAAUGACCUUGUUGGUAUGGCAAAACAAGAGCAGCUUAACUUCACUGUUCAUGAUGAAUAUAGUCAUUCAGCGACUGAAGAGAGAGACUGGAACAUUGAAAGGAUGGCAAUUUCACAAACACUUCCAACAAACAUGAUAUACGAUCAUGUGAAAAAUAAGAAAGAGGUACAACAUAAUCAGCAGUCAUACAGAGCUCAUUUAAAAGAAACUCAGAAAAUGCAACAAAAGAAAGUAAAUGAGGCCAUAUAUAAAGAAGUGAAGAAUGAAAAGGGGCAGAAGCAUUAUGUUAAGAUGCAGGAAGAAGCAGUUCCAAAGAUUCAAGAACAAGAUCCACAGAAAGGUGAUUGGAAGGAAAGAGCUAUUGGAAAAAAUCAAGUCGAAACUAAAUACAACACCUUUCAGCAAAAAUCUAAUGCAAUAAAUGCAGGUAGUGUGCAUGGGCUGGUCCCUGCUCACAUGGAGGAUAUAAAACAGGAGAGCAAAGAAAGCAGAGAAAUGGCUGUGUACGAAAAGGAAUUUGAUAAAGGAGCUGCAAAAUAUUAUGUAGAAAUUAGUGAUAGUUACCGAAAGCGUGAGGAACUGCAAAACAUUUUAUUCAGAUUAAUUCAAUUUGAAAGAGAUAAUGACAAUAUAGAUUUAAAUGCCAUGAAAACCUUUUUGGAAAAGGUUCCAACCUGGCUUACUGAUGGCCAUGAAUUAACAAUGAAAGCUACCAAAGGAAAUAAUUUGCAAAAUAUGAAAAAGGAACUAACACAGAUUAAAAAGAAAGCAUUACUUAAACUCGCAUAUUUCGAUGAAUCAAUACAAAAAGCAUUGAUAUCUAUUUCUGGUUUAAAACUGGAAAAUGAAAUGUUUCGUUCUGCCUCGCCUUCACAGAAGAUAUCCAAGAUAAGUAUUGGCUCUUGCAAAUUAGAUAAGCACGGGAAAGACAAUGUAGAAGAGCAAGCAUGUGAAAGUAAAAGGGAACAAGUGAAUGAAAGUAGAUUUGUAGAGCAGAGAGCCCAAUCUCCAGCAAAAAGAAUGGUAUCACCAUCCCCUUCUUACAUCACUAUUGAGUCAACAGCUAGACGCACAGAAUCACCUCUUAGAACUGUUCCCUCUCCUCCACUUCCUCAGAAAACAUACAGUACACCAUCUCCAGUCCAAAGGGAAGCUACACAUACACCUCCAUUACCAAUGCGCAACUCAGAGAUGACAACAUCCAGAAUCCGCACAUCUUCAACAUCAUCCUCUCCAACAAGGGGCAGGCGUUAUGAUCAGCUUGUCAAACUUAAAGACACCACUGCGAAACUGUCACAGGGAAUUUCACAACCUGCGCAGCCUACGUAUGUUCAGAUACCAGAAAAGAGGUCAGAAAUUAUUCCAUCACCAGCAACUCUUCGACGUCAGUUAAAGAUUGACACACCAGUUUCAGAUAUGUUACCUAAAUCUGAAUCUCCUGUAACUUCUGUUACAGUUAAAGAUAUAACAGAAAUGUUUGAAGAAGCUAGAAGAUCAGAAGAAAACAAAGUUUAUACACGUAAGGAUCCCAUAGACAUUCCAGAACGUUUGGGCUCUGACACAGAGGAUACUGAAUCUGCUGCUAGCAAACAGCGAGUUCAGAUGCCGCAAGUAGACCUUUCAGAACUUGUCAAUAAAUUUGAAAUGCCAGAUCAAACAAAUUAUUUUCAAAAGGAGCAGGUCACAUCCACUGAAAAAGUAGGAAGUGAGUAUAAAGAUGACUAUUUCGGAAGAACAAAUGAGUUAGAAGAAAUCCCAAAAUUUGAUAUAAAAUCUGUUAAGCCUGUGUUUGAAAGUUCUGGACAAAUAUCUAUUCCUAUAAAACAUGAAAAUUCUCCAAGGGAUAGAAAACCUCUGAAAAAAUCUCAACAUUCUCAGAAAGUCAGAGAUGAAAUUAAGAAGUCAACACAAUCCAUGUUGUAUCCUGAAGCAAUUAAUAAGCAAUUUGCAUGUGUGGAUAACUUUGAAACUGAAGCAAUCGGCUCAAGAACUAGCAUUCAACACUCUGAAGUGUUUUCAGGUAUUGAUUCCAGGCAUGCUCCACCAACCUAUGAAGAUGUCAUUUCAGGGCAGACUUUAGACAUAUCAACUGAUAAAACGCCAGAAGAGCUGCUGAAGAAUUUUCAAAAGACGUGGCAGGAAAGUGAACGUGUAUUCAGGAGUCUUGGUUACAAAAUCUCAGACACCAGUGAAACCAUGUGGCAAGAAGAUGUACUUCAGGAACAUAUGGCUUUGACUGGUAAUCUGCAUGAAAGUGUGGAGAUAAAAUUUAAAAAGCAACAAAACUAA
Pristis pectinata (smalltooth sawfish) is the source of this 11339-nucleotide messenger RNA. RefSeq names its product xin actin binding repeat containing 2b (gene xirp2b). NCBI's taxonomy places the organism in Eukaryota, Metazoa, Chordata, Chondrichthyes, Rhinopristiformes, Pristidae. Gene Ontology annotation, molecular function: actin filament binding. The record is from RefSeq and is a predicted model, not a curated record. Gene Ontology annotation, biological process: actin filament organization; actin cytoskeleton organization. Gene Ontology annotation, cellular component: focal adhesion; stress fiber.